Lodderomyces parapsilosis is the source of this 723-nucleotide messenger RNA. Its product is annotated as putative metalloprotease. Gene Ontology annotation, molecular function: metalloendopeptidase activity. The coding region runs from base 1 to 723 and encodes 240 amino acids. Gene Ontology annotation, biological process: mitochondrial proton-transporting ATP synthase complex assembly; mitochondrial protein processing. The transcript has a single exon. Gene Ontology annotation, cellular component: extrinsic component of mitochondrial inner membrane. The record is from RefSeq and is a predicted model, not a curated record. NCBI's taxonomy places the organism in Eukaryota, Fungi, Ascomycota, Pichiomycetes, Serinales, Debaryomycetaceae.
AUGUCACAUCCCACUUCACAACCACCAGAGAAGAGCAUAUCACAACUAACGUUAUCUCCUCCAUCACAACUUUCUGGCUUUGAAUGGUGGAGAAGGACUUUACUGUACCAAACAGGUCUAGGCUUCACAGACCAGGACCGUGCCCAAUACAUCUACGAUUAUCAAAAUCGAAACCUUGAGGAAAAGUGUCAAUCGUGUAAUGACAACCUCAAGUGGGUAUUGCAAUAUUCGCCAUCUGUCAUAUUCAUGAUGGAUCACAUACGAAAGUUGAACAAAGACAAUGAACCUAUAAAUCACAAAUUUAUCAAAUGUGCCACUUGUGAUUUCACCAAAGGGGGUGGUUUUGAUCCCAAAUCCGGUAUUGUAUUGUGCAGCAAUUGGAUUAGAUCAAAAUGGCAAUUGGAGGAUGUUUUAACCCACGAGCUAGUUCAUGUGUAUGACUACAUGAAAUUCAAUUUGAACUACAAAAAUUUGAGACACCACGCUUGUACGGAGAUACGAGCAUCCAUGUUGAGUGGAGAGUGCAGGAUUUGGGCUGAAAUUAAAAAAACCGGAUUGGGUAAUUUCGGUAAGAAAUUUCAAGAUUGCGUUAAAAGACGAGCGGUAAUUUCGGUUUCGGCGAAUCCGGCUUGUCGCAGCAAGGAAGAGGCGGAAACCGUGGUAGGGAUUGUUUGGAAAAGUUGCUUCAAUGAUACUAGGCCAUUCGAAAGGGUAUACAGGUGA